CCAAGAUGAGAGGGAACGAAGCAUUAGCCACCGGCAUGGCCUCAUUGUUGCUCUUCUUCUCCUCCAUGCCCAUUUGCCAAGCACAGCUAGGCCUAGGUGAACCAAAAGUGAGCUGCUUUGAUUCCUACUUACAUGACCUCCAUGUCGCAAAGAAGCCUACGUCAGUGACCGUGGCCAAAGCCAACACGGCAAAUGCCUUGCCCACUCUCUUUGGCGAAGUCGUUGUUAUUGACGACCCCUUGACCGAAGGACCGAAGCUCACAUCCAAGGUUAUUGGUCAGGCACAAGGCCUGUAUGCUUUCACAUCCCAAACUGAGCUCAGUUUGUUCGAGUCCCACAACUUAGUAUUCACAGAUGGCAAGUUCAAAGGUAGCACUCUCAUUGUGAUGGGGAGGAAUCUAGUUCCGCUUAAGGUGAGGGAGUUGUCGAUUAUUGGAGGUACCAGAGCCUUCCGCCUGGCUCAUGGCUAUGGUGUUAAACAAACCUACUCCAACGAUACAACAACUCUGAACGCUAUAGAGCACUACAAUGUAACCGUUAUCCACUACUGAGGAAAUGUCAUUCAUGUAUCAUUUUAGAAUGAUUCUAUGACUGAUGAAAUUUCCU
This is a messenger RNA of Amborella trichopoda, 606 nucleotides long. Lineage: Eukaryota; Viridiplantae; Streptophyta; Magnoliopsida; Amborellales; Amborellaceae. The record is from RefSeq and is a predicted model, not a curated record.